This is a messenger RNA of Porites lobata, 2907 nucleotides long. The record is from the annotation of a GenBank genome assembly. Lineage: Eukaryota; Metazoa; Cnidaria; Anthozoa; Scleractinia; Poritidae.
AUGACUACUUAUAUAGAAUACGGAGUAACACUUACAGAUGGACAGAAGUCAAAACUAGCUUCUGCGAUAAUAAAUCAGUCACCUUUGACUCUUCGGUUAAAACAUUCGCAUCUUAGAGGAAAUGAUGAGUUAAUGUUGACAAAAAGACAGAUUGAUAAAAUAAAAAAAUCUAUUGCAAAUGGCACAGGAUCUGAUAUAAAGAUAAGUAAAACUCAAAUUAGAAAAUCUGUAAAACAUGGAGGAAACUUAUUUUCAUCACUCGCAUCUCUUGGAGCAAAAGUUCUUCCUUUCGCAAUAAAAGGAAUAAGUAAAGCUGUUCCCGCAUUAGCUACAGGAGCUGCCACUGCACUUGGUGAAAUGGGAUUAAAUAAAAUCUUCGGAAAGGGGGGACACUACGGUAUACCAAUUACACCAGAGUUUUUCCCAAUGCUACCGCCAAUUGUAAGAGAAUUUACCAAAUCACAAAUAAAUCAAAUUAACAAAGCUUAUCAAUCAGGUAGUGGAGUAGUUAUAAAACCAACUCGUAAACAGAUAGAAGGAGGAUUUUUAGGUACACUUGCUUCUAUAGGAAUUCCAUUAGCAGUUAGUUUAGUAUCUAAGAUGCUUGGAGGAGGGACAGGAGCGGGCCUGCAGGUUGAUAGACGUGGGUCAUCUAAUACAGCAAAUGUUUACGUUCCGCCCACAAAUGGUAUGGGUUAUCCGUAUCAAUCACCUCCUUUUAUUGGAACAUGGUCCAACCCUAUAGGAAUGGGAGUUAAAAAAAAAAAAGCCGGCAGGCCGUCCAAAGGUUCAGGACUACUUCUAGGAAAAAACAGCCCAUUCAACUCAAUUCCCAUACUAGGAACAAUUCUAUAGUGGGGGCCCUUAAUCAUUCUAAACUCCAUUUUGUAAUUAAACCUCUUUCAAACUUUGACCUAAUGGAAUGGAUAAAAAGACUUGGUAUAAAAAAUUUCAGAGGAAUAUACAGUCGUGAUGGCCUACCAAAAAAGAUUAAAAAAGAAUGUGGAAUAAUCAAUCUGGAUGAUAUAACAGGGCCUGGAACACACUGGGUUUGUUAUAGAAAUGGGGAAAGCGGUUUUUAUGAGUAUUUCGAUCCGUUUGGACUGAUAAUGCCAAAUGAAGUAUUAGACUAUUUUCACACGGGACCUGUAAAACCUAUUGUGUACUCAAUGGAUGAAAUACAAAAUCGCAGUACUGUUCUAUGUGGUUAUUGGUGUUUAUAUUAUUUAUUCGAGCGACAAAAAGGUAAAGGUAUUCUAGAUGUAAUACAUAACCCUAAUUUUGAUAAUGAUAACAGCGAUUUUAUAAAGUCAUACUUUGGCGGGUGAACCUACGGUUCCCCCGAAACCCCCUCCCUUGGCUACGCCGCGUAAUGUAAAAAUAAUAUUUAACAAAUAUUAUUUUUUUAUUCACUAUCAGCUGGUGUAUUUUUUAGCUGUUUAACUUUCUCAACUUUUGUAUUUAGUUCUUUAACACUAUCAACUAUAUCUAUGAAAUUAGAGUAAAUAUCAAUAAGACGAUAAAGUUUCUUUUUUUUAUCACUAUUCUAGUAGUCCCAACCAAGAAUAUUCCUCGUUUCUUAUUUUAUUCCACAUCUCACAUUCACCAACCAUCAGAACUCUAGAAAGAUCUUCGUUUUUCUUUCUAAGAGACUCCAACUCAUGAUUUAUUUUUACUCUUACUUCUUUCUCAAAAUCCUUGAUUGUUUUAACAUCCAUAUUUUUCUCUAUCUCAGAAAAGAAUUUAGCUUCCAUUUAUUAUAUAAAUAGAUAAUGGGGGGACCUUGUCCCCCCAAAACCCCCCUGCUGCUACGCCGCGUGAGUUUACAGCUCUCUAUAAAAACGUAUUAUUUCUUACUACAUUUUUAAGCAUAUUUGAUUUCUCACUUAUUUCCAUAAGUAUCUCAAAUACUUUUAUAAAUUUCGUAUCGUUUUCCAAUCUAGAAAAAUCAGCGUAUUCAUAACUCAUGUUUAGGCUACUGUAUAUCUUUUGAAGCUCACUUUUCAGAAAAUUAGAUCUAGUAGUCAUAUUUUUUAUCUAAACAUUAUAUUAAAUGAAAGAAACUUAUUGUAUUGUAGAUAAAAGAGUAACUUCUUGUACAGAGCCAAGUGGUUACCAACAAGAUAAAAGAGGUAGAACUCAAUUCUUUUGUAAAUGCGCAGUUUGUGGAAAUAAAAAAGUAAGAUAUGUAAAAAUGGGGAAUACUCCCAUGCAAACUGGAAGUGGAAAAAGAAAGUCAAAAAACUAAUUAGCCCGUCUGAAGGGGCGGGCGUCUUUGAUACAGUUGUUGGUACAGCAGUUGAUGGAUUUGUUCAUUACGGUUUACCUUGGAUGGGUAAAAAAGCAGUUGAAAUGGGAAGGUAUUAUGGGUCAGAAGCGCUCAGAAACCCUAAAUUGCAGAAAAAAGCAAUAAAUUAUGCUUUGGACAAAUUAAAUCCAAUGAUACAAAACGUAGGUUCUCAAGCUCUUGACCAAUUAUCAACCAAAAUACGACCAAAGAAAAACUACAAAACAAACAGAAAAGAUCUUGAUGGAGGAGCUAUAGAUAUUCACAAGCAGAUUGGUAAAUUACCAAAACCAAAAGGAGGAUGGACCUUACCAGGACAUAAAUAUACCGGUCCUUAUAAUGAUCUUGAGAACCAAGUAAGAUAUGAUCCGGAAACCGGAGAAAUAUUAGAAAUUUAUGAUCAACCAACUGGGCCAACCGAUGCUGUUGCCAUGCAGCAUGACGUAGAUUAUAGUGUUUGUGGAGAUGACCGAAAGUGUAAAAAUAAGGCAGACAGAAAGAUGGUAAAAUCGUUGGAUGCUAUUCCUUGGAAAGAAAGACAAUGGGGGCAUACUUUAGCUAGAACAAUAAUUAAUACUAAACAAAAACUUGGACUUGGUUUAAACGCGAGUCGGCGUUGA